Drosophila teissieri is the source of this 2785-nucleotide messenger RNA. It is a transcript of the gene TAF1B, whose product is annotated as TATA box-binding protein-associated factor RNA polymerase I subunit B. The record is from RefSeq and is a predicted model, not a curated record. NCBI's taxonomy places the organism in Eukaryota, Metazoa, Arthropoda, Insecta, Diptera, Drosophilidae. The transcript is spliced from 4 exons. Gene Ontology annotation, cellular component: RNA polymerase transcription factor SL1 complex; RNA polymerase I core factor complex. Bases 90 to 2708 code for a protein of 872 amino acids. Gene Ontology annotation, biological process: nucleolar large rRNA transcription by RNA polymerase I; RNA polymerase I preinitiation complex assembly. Gene Ontology annotation, molecular function: RNA polymerase I core promoter sequence-specific DNA binding.
UCUACUUACUACACGCGCGAUUUGUUUACAACCGCGAGAUAUAUUAAUAAUUUAAAUUAAACGUGAUACCGAAAAAAUAAGGCCUGAAAAUGGAUGAGGUUCUGGAGACGAUGCAGCUGGAGAACAUGCAGUGCGAUGUGUGCGAGGGCACGACCUUCCAGGAGCGCGUGGGAUUCUACUACUGCGUGGAGUGCGGCACACAGAAGGACCAGAUUCGCGCAGUGGACAUCACCGCCGAGGAUAACUUCGAUGAAACCGCCGCCGGCAGAUACGCAACCAGGACAAUCCGCCAGAGAAAGGAUGCGGAGAAGGAGGAUGAGGACGACAUCACCUCGUGGGAGUUCUACAACUAUGUGCUGCGCGGCUUCCUCCAGGAGCUGCUCAACAUGGGCGCCAAGCCGGAGCUCAAGCUGAUGACCCUGCAGGUUUGGACGGCGUACUUGGGCAGCAUGGAGGUGGCCUUCAGCAAGAGCAAUAAGACGGGACUGCCCAAACUGAACGUGCGGGCGCUGCCAAUAGAUGCCCGCAUCAUCUACAACCAUAAGCCAUUCAAGAAAGGCAAGAAGGGCAAAAAGAGCACUCUAACAGGUGACCCAAAUGACGAGCGCGCCAAGUUCAGAUUGUGGAACAGGACAAAGCGCAAUCUAGACGCCUCCGGCUACCGCACGCACGGAGGACCUUCAGAGUCCGAAGGGGAGCAAAGUCUCCACCUGCAAUGGUCAUUGCGCGCCCGCAAGUUACUGAAGCGCCAGAUGCCGCUGAAGCACCUGGACAAGCACAGUCGCGACAGCAAGGGCAGUAUGUCGUGCCACAGCUUGAGACCGAGGGUCAAGCAGCUGCACUCUUUUGACCGCAACAUCUACUCCCUGAAUAUUAUCAAGUUGUAUGUAGUGCUGGGCAUAGCUCUUAAUAUGGUGGAGGAUGACAUACAGCUAUCGGACCUGGUGCGAUUCAUUGAUGAGGAGCACUUGACCAAGCGGUGCAUGCUUAACUAUCUGCCCCAAAAUGUGGCGGCCAAAGGCAAGGCACUCCUCAAAGAUAUGGAGCUCAGCAAAAUCAAAGACAAGGUUACCAACAAGAUGCUUCGUUUAAACAUCGGAUAUAUGUCCCGAUUCAUAAACCUGUCUGAAUUUCAAAAACCGAACCUGCAUUCCCUAGCAGAGCGCUACAUUCUGGAGUUGGGACUGCCACCACGUCUACUGAAGUUCGUAGAUAGCCUGAUUGAGCUGUAUCCCCCAAAUUUCUUAAAUGCCGUAACCAUACACUUGUAUCCGCGCUGCGAGGCAAGGACUAUGGCCUACAUUCUCUACGCCAUGAAGUUACUUUUCGGCUUGGAUGAUCUCAAGGAGCGGAAUAUAUCCGAAUCAGCUGCAAAAAUCAACGCACAACUGCUGGAAGUCGGCGGAGAUGAGGCUCCCUUGCUUUUUGUUUUUACCGAGUGGAUGGAGUUCGUGGAGAUAAGGAAAGUAAUUGUCUCACAUUACAACCAGAGUUUUGCCCGUCGCUUUGGAGUAGCCACGCAGACUGGUUGUCAGGUGGAUGACAUCCUGGCAAAAGAGUGGAGAGAGAAGGAGCAAAGCGAAACCUUCGGCUGGAUGCAGGGAUCUGCGGCAAUGCAGCGUCAGCACGAAAACCUGACACACAUUAUUGAAACGAUGCUCAAGGACCAUUUUGGCGAGUCCAGCAAAGAAAGCAUGGAGAAAGAGCGCAUUGAAUUCCAACCCAGCUUGACUCCGGCUCACUCCUACUUCAACAGAAUCCUACUACAAGCAACGCGGUCUGAUGGUGCAAAAAUGAGCAUACAAAUUCCAGAACACAUGAAAGUGGAUCACUCGGUGCGGGACCUGGAUCCCUUUGUGCUGGAGACGACCGAGCUGUCACAGUAUUUGUCCCAGCAUGGCCUAAAACUACGAGUGGAGGAGCUUGCCUGCCAGGAGGAUAUCCAGAAAGUGGGCAUAUUCCGUCCACUAUCACUACUCCGAGGUGACAUCCGAGAAUACCGCGCCAACACUGACAUUAAAACCGAGACGUGGAUCAGCGAGCUAAAGAAGAAGGAGAAACGGCCGGACUUCAGGUUCACACAGCCCACUGGAACCUAUGGAGCACGCUAUCUGAAACGAAUAACAAUGCAUAAUGCAAGGCGUGAGAAAAUUGAGUUAAAUAAUCCUUUUUGGGAGGUCACCGAGACGCCCAGCUUUCUUCUUAAACUUAACGAUACCGAGGUACCACUCGACAGCCUGACCUCUCUGCAAACCUUCGAGGAAGGGACCAUGGAUCCCUUGAGCAUCCCUUUAGAUCUGCCCCGUCGCAAUCUGGAAAAAAAUGUGAAUCCAGAAGAGUCUGAUAGAGCAUCAGACCAGGGAGCGGAGGACAUAAAUGACGAACCGCCAAGGCCAGACGAGCUGGUGUUGCAAGUGUCCAACUUUGAUUGCUGGCUUCUACAUGGCUAUAUGAGGAAGAUUCGGCAGCACGACAAGCAGAAACUGCGUCAGUUGUUUCCCUGUUCCUUCCGUUGGCUCCUGGAGACCUGUGCCAGCACAAUCGGCAUAGUUUGGGAAGAGCUCUACGAGGAACUGCUUGUCGUGGAAGUGAUGUACCAUCACAGCAUCCGGGACUGGAGCAAUCACAGGGAUUUCCUGUGCAUUCAACACAACACUCAAGAGAAGGACAUCCGAACCCUGGCCAGGACGUACAAGGAGUUUUGGUAGUAUAUUAUUAUGCACAAAAAAUAGAAGUAUUAGAAGUGUAAACAUUAAAGAUGCCAUUUGGAAUAAAUAUGUUCCUU